Molecule: messenger RNA, 521 nt
Organism: Sinocyclocheilus rhinocerous
Lineage: Eukaryota; Metazoa; Chordata; Actinopteri; Cypriniformes; Cyprinidae
Product: DNA-directed primase/polymerase protein-like
Exons: 3
Coding region: 52-507 (151 amino acids)
Biological process (GO): error-prone translesion synthesis; replication fork processing; mitochondrial DNA replication
Cellular component (GO): nucleus; mitochondrial matrix
Molecular function (GO): chromatin binding; DNA-directed DNA polymerase activity
Source: RefSeq, a predicted model, not a curated record
GCAUGAGUGAGAUUUAAUCAUAAACUCAUAAACCAGUGUUUUGAGGCAAGGAUGACGGGAGGAAAAUGGCAGGACAGGCUGAAGUCUGUGGAGCAGAGAGCCUCAUCUUUUCAGUCUUCUCCUCUGUGCUGUCCGUACAAGCCGCGCCUGUCCCGGCCGUGGCAGCCCUUCUCUGUCUGGAGACUCUUCCCACGGCAGAACACAGCCAUCGCCUUCACUCAGCACAUUAAACAGGAUGUGCACAUAUUUUCACUGGAGAAGGAAGGCAGUGAUGCUGGACAGAGGAUUUUCCUAGUGACCAGCUACAGUGAACUUUGGCAUUAUUACAGCACUCACAGACAGUCUCUGAUGCACUGCUACGAGGUCAUUGUGGAAGGGGCCGUCUGCAAACUCUACUUUGACUUAGAGUUUGACAAAACCUCCAACACACACCUGGACGGCAAGAUGAUGGUGGCAAAACUAAUUCAGGUAAGUAUACAGUACUGUUCAAAAGUUUGGGGUCAGUAAGUUUUAUUUUUUUA